This is a messenger RNA of Fusarium keratoplasticum, 402 nucleotides long. RefSeq names its product DNA-binding-1 domain-containing protein. Gene Ontology annotation, molecular function: catalytic activity. Lineage: Eukaryota; Fungi; Ascomycota; Sordariomycetes; Hypocreales; Nectriaceae. Bases 1 to 402 code for a protein of 133 amino acids. Gene Ontology annotation, biological process: DNA repair. The transcript has 3 exons. The record is from RefSeq and is a predicted model, not a curated record.
AUGACCCGCUCAGAUGAAGCAGCAGCCUUCUUCCACGCUGUAUACUCGGCCGUCCAAGAGAUCCCUCACGGCAGAGUAACUACGUAUGGCCACAUUGCCAUGCUAGUCGGCACUCCCCAGCGUCCUCGCCAGGUGGGCAUCUGCCUAAAACAUCUCCCCUCCAAUACAGAUGAGCGGUUCAACCACGAAAACGUCCCAUGGCAAAGAGUCAUCAACGCAAAGGGCAUGAUUUCUCCAAGAUCUCAACCCCAAGGUGCUCGCACACAAGCCACAGCUCUCGAGGCUGAAGGGGUACAAGUAACAACAAGCGCACUAGGAGAGCUCUCUGUAGACUUUUCCGAGUACGGAUGGUUCCCAGAAACAUUACCAUCCGAGGAAAACGAAAACGAGCACAGCGAGUGA